Messenger RNA from Colletotrichum gloeosporioides, 1785 nucleotides. Its product is annotated as putative transporter. The record is from RefSeq and is a predicted model, not a curated record. The coding region runs from base 1 to 1785 and encodes 594 amino acids. The transcript has 15 exons. Lineage: Eukaryota; Fungi; Ascomycota; Sordariomycetes; Glomerellales; Glomerellaceae. Gene Ontology annotation, cellular component: membrane. Gene Ontology annotation, biological process: transmembrane transport. Gene Ontology annotation, molecular function: transmembrane transporter activity.
AUGUCUGCCCAGCAGCAACCGACCAGCAAGCCCUCGCCCGCAGGGUCCAUCACGUCUUCGGACCACGCGGGCGCAGACUCCAAGACCGGCACCGGCAAGGAUGUCCGAGACGCAGUUCCCCCGACCGCUCCGGCUUUGGCGACACAGCAGACGCAGCGCAUGGAAGCCGCGCUCGGCGACGCUAUCCUUCGCUUCUUGAGAAUUCGAAAGGGCCCAAAGGCGGAAGAAUAUGACCUUGACGCAAUUGCGACCCAACCGAGCAUCUGGGAUUCCGAGAACCUGGAAGAGUACAAAGAGGCUUACAUCCACCCACAAUGGGAGAAUAAGGAGGCUUUCGACCCUUCAUUCCGCUGGACCUGGAGAGAAGAGCGGCAAGUGCGACGCAAGGUUGAUUGGAAGAUUAUGGUUUGGUGUUGCGUCAUGUUUGCUGCUUUGAACAUUGACAGAAACAACAUCAACAACGCCGUUUCUGAUGACAUGCUUCCUGAUCUUGGUCUCACUCGCGCUGACUACAAUCUUGGCCAAACAAUCUCCCGAGUCGGCUUCCUUGUUGCCGAGCUUCCAUCUCAGUUGAUCUCCAAGCGUAUCGGUCCGGAUCUGUGGAUCCCAAUUCAGAUCUGUCUUUUCAGUACCGUUUCCGGCCUGCAAUUCUUCCUCAAGGGACGGGCGUCAUUUCUUGCGACCAGAUAUCUGAUCGCUACCUUCCAAGGUGGCUUCAUCCCUGACACAAUUCUGUACCUUAGCUACUGGUACACAGGCACGUCUCUUCCAAUUCGUCUGGCCUGGUUUUGGAUGUCUUCCCAAAUUGUUGACAUCGGUGUGGGUUUCGCCGCGGUCGGUCUUCUGUCUAUGAGAGGUAUCUUGGGCUAUGAAGGCUGGAGAUGGAUGUUCCUCAUUGAGGGCUGCUUUACGUUCAGUGUCGGACUGCUCUCAUUCUUCCUGAUGCCGCAAUGCCCCGCCCGGACGAGGAGCUGGUGGAACCCCAAGGGCUACUUCAAGGAAAAGGAGGUUAAGAUCAUUGUCAACUCCGUCAUCCGUGAUGACCCUCAGAAGGGAGGCAUGUACAACCGACAGGGUCUGUCCGUCAGGCAGAUCUGGGAGUGCUCCAAAGACUACGACAUGUGGCCACUCUACGCCCUCGGCCUGCUCUUCGGCUUGCCCAAGUACCCGGUCAACCAAUACCUCACUCUAUCCUUCCGUGGUCUCGGUUUCAACGUCAUCCAGACCAACCUGCUUUCGAUCCCGAACAUCGUUGGCUCCAGUAUUACCAUGCUGCUCAUUACUGCUUUGAGUGAGCUGGUGAACAAUCGGAGUUUUGUGUCGAUGGCCGAAGAUGCUUGGUUGUUGCCUUGCUUUGUGGCGUUGAUCGCGUUGCCGGACCCCAUCAGCCCAUGGGCAUACUUCGCGAUCGCCACAGUUUUGCUCUCGUUCCCCUACACCCAUCCCAUUCAAGUGGCUUGGACGAGUAGAAACGCAGGUUCGGUGCAGAACAGGACGGUGUCUGCCUCCCUUUACAAUAUGUGGGUGCAAGUCUCAGGCAUGAUCGGAGCGAACAUCUAUCAAUCCAACGAUGCUCCGCGAUACUUCAAGGCAAACAAGGGCCUGUUAGUUAUCUGCAUCUGGAUGUGUGUUGUUCAAUACCCAUUUACAUUCUUUUACUACCGAUGGAGAAACAACCAAAAGGCCAAGGUUUGGGACGCCAUGUCCCCAGAGGAGCAACACAACUACAGAACCAACACGACGGAUGUGGGAAACAAAAGGCUCGACUUCCGCUUUGCCACAUAG